AUUUGGCAGCACUUUUCAUUUUUUAGCUGAAAGAAAUUGUAAAUUGUUCAAAAAUCAUAAAAUUUGAUAGAGGUAAAUUCUAAUAGCCAAAAUAAAUACAAGAUGCUGGGAUGCGCCUGCACGUGCUUAAAGGUAAUGCUCAAGGCACAGAACAGCUCCGCAGUCGUCCAGAGGAACGGCAACUGGUACUGGAAUGGGCGUGGCGUGCGCAACUACAAGGUGACGGUGGUGGGUGCGGGGGGCGGCAUUGGGCAGCCGCUGUCCAUGCUGCUCAAGCAAAAUCCGCUGAUUGAUGAACUUACGCUGCAUGAUGUGGGCGACAUAAAGGGCGUGGCCGCUGACCUGUCGCACAUCUGCACCUCGACGCAGGUGGACUUUUUCGAUGGUGUCAAACAGCAGGAGCUGAUCGAUUCGCUGCACGAUUCGCAUGUGGUUGUGGUGCCAGCCGGGCUGCCCCGCCAGCCGGGCAUGACGCGGGAUCAGCUGGAGGACGCCAACUCCGGCGUGGCAAUGGCCGUGUCCUGUGCCGUGGGCAUGGCUUGCCCCGAGGCGCUGCUGGCCUUCAUCACGAACCCGAUAAACACCAUAGUGCCCAUUGCGGCGGAAUUUCUUAAGGCCAAAGGUGUCUUCGAUCCGAAUCGCCUGUUCGGGGUCACAAGCCUGGACGUGGUGCGUGCCAAAACAUUCAUUGCGGACUACAUGAACAUUGAUCCGGCCACGGUUGAAAUUCCCGUCAUCGGCGGUCAUGCGGGCAAAACCAUACUGCCGAUCUUCUCGCAGUGCUUGCCCAAAUUCACCGGCGAGGAAGAGGACGUGAAGCGGCUGACGGAGCGCAUACAGGAGGCCGGCACCGAGGUGCUUAUGGCCAAGGCAGGCAAGGGCUCCGCCACUCUCUCGAUGGCCUAUGCCGCCGCCUACUUCGUCAACGCCUUGCUGCGUGGCCUGAACGACGAGCCGGGUGUGAUCGAAUGCGCCUACGUGGCGUCCGAUGCCACGGAACUGCCGUUCUUGGCCACGCCGCUGGAGCUGGGCCCCAACGGCAUCAAAAAGAAUCUGGGUCUGCCCAGCCUGAAUGCCGACGAGGAGGCGGCCUUCCAAAAGUUGCUGCCCGAGCUGCGUCAGAGCAUUGAACGGGGCGUAAGCUAUGCAGCGAAGAUAAUCGAUGCGGCCAAGCCUGACCAGGAGCUGAUCAAGGAGCCCGAUUCCAAAGUCGAAGACUCGGCGAAAUAUGCUCAGAGCAACUAGGAAACAAUUCACGCUAAUCUACAAACGACAUCUUGACGCAGUUCCUCAUUCAUUGAAUGUAACACACACUCACACACACACACACAUACAUAUACAUA
This is a messenger RNA of Drosophila novamexicana, 1343 nucleotides long. Its product is annotated as malate dehydrogenase, mitochondrial-like. Gene Ontology annotation, cellular component: mitochondrion; cytoplasm. Gene Ontology annotation, biological process: tricarboxylic acid cycle; carboxylic acid metabolic process. The transcript has a single exon. NCBI's taxonomy places the organism in Eukaryota, Metazoa, Arthropoda, Insecta, Diptera, Drosophilidae. Gene Ontology annotation, molecular function: L-malate dehydrogenase (NAD+) activity. The record is from RefSeq and is a predicted model, not a curated record. Bases 103 to 1245 code for a protein of 380 amino acids.